Molecule: messenger RNA, 1572 nt
Organism: Geosmithia morbida
Lineage: Eukaryota; Fungi; Ascomycota; Sordariomycetes; Hypocreales; Bionectriaceae
Product: C6 finger domain protein
Exons: 3
Coding region: 1-1572 (523 amino acids)
Biological process (GO): positive regulation of transcription by RNA polymerase II
Cellular component (GO): nucleus
Molecular function (GO): transcription cis-regulatory region binding; DNA-binding transcription factor activity, RNA polymerase II-specific; zinc ion binding
Source: RefSeq, a predicted model, not a curated record
AUGGUCAAGACUCGUGUUGCCAGGUCCAAGACAGGCUGCCAAUCAUGUCGUCGUCGCAAGGUUCGCUGUGACGAGGAGAAGCCUAUGUGCAGUGCCUGCUCACGACUCGAGCUUCCCUGCUCGUAUGAGCCUGGCAACGCAGCAAAGCCUGUGGGGGCGUCGCGGUAUCGAGUCCGCUUCGUCAAUGGGACUUAUUCCAAGAAGCGGUCUCGGGGCAGCGUUUCCGAGACUGUCCAGAACUCCACUGCCGAGGACAGUCAACUUGGCGUUCCGGGGAAACAACGCGGAAAAGAGACAUCUAGGCCUGAAUACCUGCAAAACACUCGCGGGUUCGACGCUCGCUCUGGAGCAACCAGUCCGGAGACUAGACAGCCCUCGGCACAGCCAUUGGCUUCGGCUUCGGCCCGCGACAGUGCUGCCUCUAGAGAUGUGCAGGUGCCAGACGUCACAGCUGGUGUGGGACGGAUAGGACCCCAUGCAGCUCAGGGAGACGAGGGGCAUAUGCCGGUGUUUUUCGAUCUCAACAUGAACUUUGACUUGCUCAGUGAAGAAUGGCUUGCUUUCGGUCAACCCCCAAUCGACUCUUCGGAAGCUGCCGUCGAUGGGAGUCAACAUGCCAUUGCGGGAUCAAGUGUGGACGAGAGUUCUGUCAUGAUCGGCAUGGAAGACAACGGUCUUAUCCAACACUACCUCAACGUUAUGACGCAGUACACAAAGAUACGGAGCUCCCGAGACGAUAACAUCUACACACACAUCUUUAGCAACAUGGCAUUGUUCUAUGCGCCUCUAUACAACGUCAUAAUGGCCUGGACAGCCUUGCAUCUCGGGCAGACCCGGACCGAGCCUGACCUCGUCCAAAAGGCCGAAGAGCGUUACCACCACGCCAUCUCCCUGAUACAUGAAGAUCAAGAGGUAGCCCACCACUUUGAGCUUUCCCUCGUCACCAUAUGGUUUGCACUCCAAUUCGAACUACUGGCCGCUCGGGGUGUAGACUCCUUCUUCCGACACCUAGAAUUCACAGCCGAUCUCGUUGAAGCGCACAGGCGGCAUCAAAAGGCCGGCGGGACCGCGACGCCACUUGGUCCCAUCGGUUCCAGGAUCUUGAUAUGGCUUGGCACCUAUGAUGCCCGAGCAGCUUGGAUUGGAGGUGCUGGGCGGCUUCUACAGAACCUUGAGCUGUUCUGCACGGAACAUGACUUUAUCGAUGCCGCAUUCCCAGAUGUCCAGGAUGACACCGAUCUGUCUGAUUUGAAGUCGUGCUUGCGCUUGACCCUAGAGAUAGAUUCUCUCGACAACAUGAUUGCGCAGCUCAACAACCGAACGGUUGCCGGUCCGGCUGCCAUCCUAUUGGCCAUCCAGACUGAUUUGCUCUUCCUGCAACAUCGUUUGGAGAGUGGCUCAAGGAUAUCACCCGCGCUCCCUGCAAUCUUGAGGCCUACACGGCAAAUCGAUGGCGAAGUCACCACGGGCUUGUUCAACGACUUAAUCCUUCUUGCGGCAUGCUACUGUCUCAUCAUAAGCUUCCAUAGGGUCCUACCCGCCUCCGUGGCCGCAAAGUCGGAGUGGAACUAG